Molecule: messenger RNA, 3056 nt
Organism: Girardinichthys multiradiatus
Lineage: Eukaryota; Metazoa; Chordata; Actinopteri; Cyprinodontiformes; Goodeidae
Product: tetraspanin-8-like
Exons: 9
Coding region: 123-893 (256 amino acids)
Cellular component (GO): membrane
Source: RefSeq, a predicted model, not a curated record
AUCACCGUGACGUCCUGUGCGGAUGCAGACGACAGAUGCCCUUACAGCCUCCACCGCAAGCUCCGCUCUCUUGGUUUGUUUUCUCCUUACCGUUUUAAAGCCUGGAAGAGUCAGCUGCGAGCAUGCAGAAGAGCUCAGUGGUCGUGGUGGCGGAUAAAACGAGCCUGAAAAGGCCGUUUAUAUUCGCUAACGCUGUACAUAUGGCUUUGUGUUUCUUCAUGUUGAGAAUGACUGUGAUUUGGCAUAGGGAUCUUAUACAAACUGGCAAGAUGGUGCCCAGUAUUUCUGUAGCAAUGAUGUACGUGAUUGAAGUUGGCUGCCUGCUGCUGUCUGUGCUCGGUGUGUUUGGAGCCUACAAAGGAAAGAGAUGGUGCUUGAUUCUGUAUGCGGCCGGGAUGGCAGCGGCGAGUCAAACCAUAAUUAUCAGAACGGCUCUAAGUUACCAAGACGUUUAUGAGAAACGUAUCGUCCGGGAAGAGUCCAAGCUGCUGUCUAUGAUGCCGCUCACUGGGACAAACAAAGCCAACAGGACGUUGCUACAUAAUAUCCAAGAGGAACUGGAAUGCUGCGGUCUCAUUGAAGGGUACAAGGACUGGGGUGCAUCCAUCCCCGCCUCCUGUAACUGUCACUAUCCAGGAAAAUGUGUUCGACUACGGGGCAGUGCCACUCUCGGGGCUCCGAAGAACCAAUAUGUUUAUCGAGAGCCUUGCCUACCGAUUUAUCUCUCUGAGCUGAAGUUGGCCUUUUCCUUGGUGAUGGCUAUACAGUUUGGGAGUGGAGUGUUUUGGAUUAUUUUGCUCGCCAUGAGCAUCAAACUGAUGGGACAGAUAAAAAGGAAACAAGAGUUUAUAGCUCUCCUCCAGUCCAACAGAUAUGUUCCAGGUGCUUUCUAGUACUUCACAGCAGUAUGUUUUAAAUACACUUGAAACUACAAGCAUACAUGGUUUGAAUUGGCACAUGGAGCUGCAUACCAUAACCAGGCUAAAAUGUGCUGUAGCAAUAUAUGUUAUGAUUUUAUACAUGUUACUGCAUGUAACUGAUGUUUGAAAGUGAUCUACAUGGUUAGAUUAAUAUAUUACUGUUUUAAGCCUUACUGCUGUAAAACAAAGCAAUUUACUGAAAUUGUACUUGUAUUUAAAUGAUAUUCACACUUUUACAUGCUUUUAUCAUAUAGAAGAUUGUGCUUUCAAAUAAUAUUUUGUCAAAUAAGCUGUUUAUCUGGUGCUUUUUCUUGGUUUUUGUCAGGGGACAUGUUAGGGAAGUCCCUUAAUAUUUUUUAUGUUCCGUAUGCACAUAAUUAUCGUUUUUAUUUUACUUCAUGUGUUCAAAGAUGGUUUGACUAUUAGCAGUUUCACUGAUUAUUUUCUCAGUUUCUGUAUUCUAACCUUCCUAGCAACCAAAAGGGGUAUUUUUCAUUUUUGUCAAAGUUUCAAAAAUCGUGUUUGCCUUAUAGUGACCCAGGAUUAAUUUCAGCUACAAGUUUUCUGACACGCUGAGUUUUAAAUAAAUGUUUAACAAUUUUCACCAAAUAUAGUACAGAUUACGGUCGAACCAAGUUUGGCCAAUUGUAUCAACGCUAUUUAAAGGGCAUAUAUAAUCAAUUUUAGGACUUUUCUUUUUUAUUGUUGUACAGGCUUUAGCUUACAGUAAUAAUCUUCAUUGCCAUGUCAUAAUUCAAGAAAUAUGUAAAACAAAUGCUGAAAGAUAAAAAGUGAGCACAAAACAAAAGGACAGAGCUCAAAGUAGCAGAAGAGUAAUGAAAUAACGUUUGGACGUCUGGACUGUGGCAUCAUGCAUGCCACAAUGGGUAGCAAAGACAAAAUUGAUAAACUCAUAUUUGAGUUCCUUAGUGAUGAUUUAUAUUAUGAUUUAUCCUUUGAGGAUGAGGAACUCAAGAGAAAUGUUGUCUGUGUGCAGAAGCUUGGAGACUUACCAACCUGGGAUAUAAAAUAACUCUGCGGUGAAGCCUGUCUGUCUGUGUUUUACCGGUAGGCAAACACUGCUUGUUACAAAAACUGUAAAUCAAAACAGUAAAAUUAUGAUUGCAGUCAGGUUAGAUAUUACCAUUUCUGCUACCAUUUUGACCAGCAUUGUUAUUCUGAUGCAAAUAGGUGUCAGCGCUCUCCAAACAACUUUGUCACCAGAAUAUUUUAAAUCAGGGACCCAUGCGGUCAUUGUGCAAGUCUCACUUUUCUCCACAAUACAUCUACUUUCUGUGUUGUCAAUAAGCAACCAAUCCAGUCAACAUAUUUAUGUUAAAAGGUCUAUUUGUCAGGAAAACAAUCUGUGAUGAUGCCAUGAGAGAUUUCCAGACAUCGCCCUUACAAACACAAUGUCAUCUGUAUAUAAUUGUGGCUUCCUGCACUUCAGAAUCAACUUUAUUGCCAGGUUUGUACACACAGGCUCUCAGUGAGGAUUUUAUUUGGUAUAUAUAAUAGUGGAAAUAAAGAAUAUCUUUUUAAAUGUACAUAUAUACACAAUUGACUUUACAAAAGAAUAUAAUGUAAGAUCAGUCCAACUAUGCAUGGUGUUGCACUGGACUGUCAGGUGUUCAUCAGUGAAAAAGCCUGGGGGAAGAAACUAUCUCUGUGGCGACUGGUUUUAGCAGACAGAGGUCUGUAGUGCUGACCUGAAGGUAACAGUCUAAACACCUUGUGUGCUGGGUGUGUGGGGUCUGCAGAGAUUUUAUCUGCCCUUUUUCCUGAACUUAGACCUGUAUAAGUCCUGAAUAGAGGGAAGUUCAGCUCUGAUGAUUCUCUCUGCAGACCUGAUUGUUUGUUGCAGUCUGGACCUGUCCUGUUUUGUGGAUGAGUCAAACCACACUAAGAUGGACGAAGACAGGACAAUUUGAAUGAUGGCAGUGUAGAAGAUGACCAGCAGCUCCUGUGGAAGGUUGUACUUCUUGAGCUGCCUCCGGAAGUACAGCAUUUGCUGUGUGGGAGAAGAUGCUCCCCAGCCUCACUUGCUGCUGCUGGUCCUUCAGGAAGCUGGUGAUCCACUGACAGGUGGAGGCUGGGGCAUUGAGCUGGGUGGCUCUGGUGGAGGAUGUCUGGGUU